GUGGUAGCGUAGUACAGUGACGACAGCGAUUGCUCAACGAGUGUUUGUCAUCCAUACGAAUUUAGAUAAAAAUUUACAACCGAAUAAUUGUUCAUUGAACACACGCGAGUGUAGUGAGUAAGUGCAAGAUUAAAUACGGUGCCAGUGACGAAUCUUCUGUUAUAAGUGAACAAUCACAUGUGUGUAGCAGGAAAAGUUGUUUAGAAACAGUAAACGAACUUUAAACAUGAAUAACAGUACGAGGCAACCGAAAACUACGCCUAUUACAGACGAUUACGAUAUAUCAAAUACCGUACUCGGUCUAGGAAUCAAUGGAAAGGUGGUGGAAUGCAGAGAAAAACGCACAGGCGUAAAGCGAGCGUUGAAGGUGCUACACGACAACGUGAAAGCGAGGAGAGAGGUGGAACUACACUGGCGUGCCAGCGGGUGCAUACACAUCGUUGAGAUAAUUGACGUAUACGACAACACAUACAGCGGCAAGCGAUGCUUACUCGUGAUCAUGGAAUGUAUGGACGGCGGCGAACUCUUCCAACGUAUACAGGAUAACAGAGACGGAGCAUUCACCGAGCGACAGGCCGCUGAGAUAAUGCACUCAAUAUGCGUGGCCGUCCGCCAUCUGCACGAAUCAAACAUAGCCCACCGCGACAUCAAACCCGAGAACCUUCUCUACACUUCAAUGGAACCCAACGCCAUCUUGAAACUAACUGACUUCGGGUUCGCCAAGGAGACCCUCACGCCGGCUGACACGCUGCAGACACCCUGUUAUACACCGUAUUAUGUUGCUCCUGAGGUCCUAGGCCCAGAGAAAUAUGACAAAUCAUGCGACAUCUGGUCCCUAGGCGUAGUGAUGUACAUCUUGCUGUGCGGCUUCCCUCCCUUCUACUCCAACCACGGCCUCGCCAUAUCCCCCGGCAUGAAAAAGCGUAUCCGACUAGGCCAGUACGACUUCCCUGAACCGGAGUGGUCCAACGUGUCGUCUGAAGCCAAGAACCUGAUCAGAGGCAUGCUCUGCGUCGACAGCGCGCAACGUCUCACCAUAUACCAGGUGAUGUCCAGCCCCUGGAUCCGCCAGUACACCCAAGUGCCCCAAACGCCUCUAUACACCAACGCGUUACUCCGCGAAACAGGAGAAGCAUGGGCCGACGUCCAAGAUGAAAUGACUCGGUCACUCGCCACCAUGCGUGUUGACUACGACCAGGUACAAAUAAAAGCACUCGAGCAGAGCAACAACUCCCUACUGAACAAGAGACGGAACAAAGUCGGCGCUUGAGACUCGGAGUACUGGGCUUCUACUAAACUUUAACCUUUUGACCGUCAAUCUUAGAGAAUAUAACCAAACGGAGUGGUCAUUAA
Cydia splendana is the source of this 1353-nucleotide messenger RNA. RefSeq names its product MAP kinase-activated protein kinase 2 (gene MAPk-Ak2). The transcript is spliced from 8 exons. Gene Ontology annotation, cellular component: cytoplasm; nucleus. The coding region runs from base 227 to 1270 and encodes 347 amino acids. Lineage: Eukaryota; Metazoa; Arthropoda; Insecta; Lepidoptera; Tortricidae. Gene Ontology annotation, molecular function: ATP binding; calcium/calmodulin-dependent protein kinase activity; calcium-dependent protein serine/threonine kinase activity. The record is from RefSeq and is a predicted model, not a curated record. Gene Ontology annotation, biological process: intracellular signal transduction; protein autophosphorylation; peptidyl-serine phosphorylation.